AUGGUGAACAAUAGCUCCUUGUUCAUUUCUUCCGCCACUUCUGCAUCACAAUUGGGAAUCGUCGAACUCUUCAACCUCUUCACCGCAGUAAUUGGCGGUCUGCUAAACACUGCGGUGCUCAUCACUUUCGUCACCAAUCGCGCAUCGUUCACGCCGUUUACCAUUUACCUGAUCAACCUGCUGAUCGCUAAUUUUAUCGAAACCGCUUGCGCCAAAUUAUGUAGUUUUCUGUCGUUUAUUUGCCCGCAAUGCCGCACUCAUUCCGUCUGUGACCUUUGUCUCUUCAGCAGCUAUCUCGCCAUGGCCGGGAUGAUCAACAGCCACUUGAUAAUCUCCUUUAAUCGCCUUUGGGCCGUCAUCCACCCGCAUCACUACAAGAUUCACCACACAAAGGUCAUGGCUGGCGGGAUCUGUGCCGUGAUGUGGAUGUACAUCAUCGCCACGGUGUUGCCGCAGUUAGUUCGGGAUUCCCUGUAUUUCCGCGAACCCUUUGCCGCCUACGGCCGUUGUAAACUAAAACUCAAUGCGCAACCGGUUUUGUAUUUAGCAACAUUGCUGGUCGUGUACAUCAUUCCGGAAGUGGUGAUUCUACUGACUUUCCCAGUUAUCUGGCAUAAACGGCAGCGUCAUCGCAAGAUCUUGCACAGGACACUAUCCCAGCCUCCAACCAACAGUGCCAGUGCGGGCACCGGCGGACGGACAACUGUGAAUAACCACACAGAAUCGUCGCGGUCUCAGAAGAAGAGCAUGCAAGUUCUGGUUAUCCUGAUGAUCAGUAUGGUCAUCUGUUGGACACCGCUGCUAGGUGCCACGCUGGCGGCGAAUUUCAUAGACUUCACGAACAAGAAUUUUUUUAACGUGGCCACAUGUCUGUUUGCCGUGGAAGCGGUGACCGAUCCCAUUCUCUUUGGAUUGGUGUUUAACCAGCAUGUCUUCAAAAAUUUGAAACUUCAUUGGAAAACCCGAAAGUGA
Molecule: messenger RNA, 972 nt
Organism: Paramacrobiotus metropolitanus
Lineage: Eukaryota; Metazoa; Tardigrada; Eutardigrada; Parachela; Macrobiotidae
Product: G-protein coupled receptor 183-like
Exons: 1
Coding region: 1-972 (323 amino acids)
Biological process (GO): G protein-coupled receptor signaling pathway
Cellular component (GO): membrane
Molecular function (GO): G protein-coupled receptor activity; peptide binding
Source: RefSeq, a predicted model, not a curated record